Chlorocebus sabaeus (green monkey) is the source of this 853-nucleotide messenger RNA. It is a transcript of the gene DPCD, whose product is annotated as deleted in primary ciliary dyskinesia homolog (mouse). NCBI's taxonomy places the organism in Eukaryota, Metazoa, Chordata, Mammalia, Primates, Cercopithecidae. The record is from RefSeq and is a predicted model, not a curated record.
GGAACGGUUGCCAUGGCAGCGGCCGGGCGCGCUGCUUAGCAGAGGAAAGAUGGCGGUGACGGGCUGGUUGGAGAGUCUGCGGACGGCCCAGAAGACUGCACUGCUGCAGGACGGGAGAAGGAAGGUGCACUAUUUAUUCCCAGAUGGCAAGGAAAUGGCUGAAGAAUAUGACGAGAAGACGAGUGAACUACUUGUGAGAAAGUGGCGUGUGAAAAGUGCCCUGGGAGCCAUGGGCCAGUGGCAGCUUGAAGUAGGAGAGCCAGCGCCCCUAGGAGCAGGAAACCUGGGGCCUGAACUCAUCAAGGAAAGCAAUGCCAAUCCUAUCUUCAUGCGCAAGGACACCAAGAAGAGUUUCCAGUGGCGGAUUCGAAACCUCCCCUAUCCUAAGGAUGUCUACAGUGUCUGUGUGGACCAGAAGGAGCGCUGCAUCAUUGUCAAAACAACCAACAAGAAGUACUACAAGAAGUUCUCCAUUCCUGACCUAGAUAGACACCAGCUACCUCUGGAUGACGCCUUGCUAAGCUUUGCCCACGCGAACUGCACCCUGAUCAUCUCUUACCAGAAGCCAAAGGAGGUUGUGGUGGCUGAGUCCGAGCUACAGAAGGAACUAAAGAAGGUAAAGACAGCCCACGGCAACGAUGGGGACUGCAAGACCCAGUAGUUGGCCCCUGAGCCUUAUACCUCCAGCACAGGGGGUGCCGUGAGACUUCAAGGCUUGGUCCUUCUUGACCACGGCAGCCUCCUAUCUUCUAGGAGCUAUCACGGGUCUACAAGAACUGGGCCGUGGGGCACUCCUAUCCAGUGAGUCAUGGUCAUAUUUCCUGAGUAAAGUCAUUCUGAGCUACUUACUGCA